Molecule: messenger RNA, 2508 nt
Organism: Protopterus annectens (West African lungfish)
Lineage: Eukaryota; Metazoa; Chordata; Ceratodontiformes; Protopteridae
Gene: SLC38A7
Product: solute carrier family 38 member 7
Exons: 12
Coding region: 406-1788 (460 amino acids)
Biological process (GO): amino acid transmembrane transport
Molecular function (GO): L-asparagine transmembrane transporter activity; L-alanine transmembrane transporter activity; L-histidine transmembrane transporter activity
Source: RefSeq, a predicted model, not a curated record
UGGUGAGUGAGCUGAGGAGGUGCUGGCUCAGCUGUUGGGAUGCUGGAUUGAAAGUGUCAGGUUGACGGUGGUCGACAUGGGAGAUAAUUGACUGCAUCUAUUUCUUGAUGUGAACUUCUCCUGAAGGUGGCUGUUCAGGGUUUGGUGCUGCCUUAGCAGAUGUUUAAAGUCAGAAUGCUGUGUUUUAGAUGCCCAUGAUGUCACUUCCUGGAAUUAGGCUUCCACCUACCUUGGGUUUCAGGUAAGAAACACUACUCUUUUGACGUUGAAGAGAGCCAACAUAUCUGAUCUGUGUUUACUCUUCGUGGACUGUAACAAGAUGAUGGAGAUUCUAACAUCUAAUAUUGACUGAAUUCUUUGUAAUUCCAUUCCUGGGAAGGUCUCCCUAGUGCACGCAUUCUAAGAAUGCCUCGCUGCGAUUGUCUGGUGAACACUGACUACAAUGACAUUGGCUGGAGCGAUGAUGCUGGAGAAAGGGCCAGGCUCCUGCAGAGCCCAAAUGUGGAAAUCGCAAGCAAGAGCGGAUGGAAACAAGAGCAAAAAGGGAUCUCUUUUUUUGGUGCUGUCUUCAUUGUAGUGAAUGCUGCUCUUGGAGCAGGACUACUGAAUUUCCCAGCUGCUUUCAACAUGGCGGGAGGAAUAGCUGCAGCUGUUGCACUACAAAUGUUCUUGGUGAUCUUUAUAAUCAGCGCUCUGGUGAUUCUUGGCUACUGCUCCCAAAUCAGCAAUGAGCUUACAUACCAAGAGGUGGUGAGAGUGAUCUGCGGCAAGGUAACGGGUAUCAUCUGUGAGGUUGCCAUCGCAGUGUAUACCUUUGGCACAUGCAUAGCCUUCCUUAUCAUCAUUGGGGACCAGCUGGACAAGAUAUCUGCAGCAAUAGCUCAUGAAUCGGAAGGAACUGGGAGCAAGCACUGGUACACGGACCGUAAAUUCACCCUCUGCAUAACUUCCAUCUUUCUGAUCCUGCCACUAUCCAUACCUAAAGAAAUUGGAUUCCAGAAGUAUGCCAGCUCCCUGAGUGUCAUUGGUACCUGGUAUGUCACUAUUAUCAUAAUUGCUAAGUAUAUUUCUCCUGAUAAAGAGAUCAUCCCUGGAAAUAUCCCAACCAGCCCCGCCUCCUGGACAGCAGUGUUCAAUGCCAUGCCGACGAUCUGCUUUGGAUUUCAGUGUCACGUCAGCAGUGUUCCUGUAUUUAGUAGUAUGCAUCGACCUGAAGUGAAGAGAUGGAGUGGAGUUGUGACUGCUGCUAUUAUAAUAUGUCUGUUUGUCUACACCGGAACAGGGGUGUGCGGUUUCUUGACCUUUGGCUCCAGUGUGGACCAGGAUGUGCUUCUGUCCUAUCCUUCCACAGAUGUUCCAGUAGCUAUUGCCCGGGCAUUUAUCAUCAUAUGUGUACUGACCUCGUACCCCAUUCUACACUUCUGUGGCAGGGCAGUUAUUGAAGGGCUAUGGCUGAGGUACAGAGGAGAAACUGUGGAAGUUGAUGUAUGGCGAGAAAAAAGACGUCGAAUCCUACAAACAACAGUUUGGUUCUUCCUUACCUUGAUCUUGGCGCUCUUUAUUCCUGACAUAGGAAAAGUUAUUUCUGUGAUUGGGGGAUUAGCUGCCUGCUUCAUCUUCGUCUUCCCAGGGUUAUGUCUUAUUCAGGCUAAACUUGCGGAGGUUCAGGAAGCACCAACAAGCAGCUGGUGGGCACUUGUUUCUUACGGCGCAGUUCUGGUCACACUGGGUGCCUUCAUUUUUGGGCAGAGCACUGUGAACUCGAUCUGUGUUGAUCUGAAAUCCUGAGAUACUGACUGCUUUGAUAUCAACUGACCACAAUGCCUUCUGUCCUGACAUGGGCCCUUCCGAAAAGAAUGAGACUUGGAGGCUGGCAGAACUCAAAAAAUGUUACCUCUUAGAUUUUAAAGGUUUACUUGAACAAAUAUAUUUUAUUUCUUACACCAAGACAUUUUCAGCAUUUUUGCGAUUGAAUUUUUAAACUGAAGAUGCAAUUUAUUUGUGGUAUAAUUUUGCCAGCUUCUUUGUGCCUUGAUUGCAAAGUGAUGGCCUCAUAUUGUGAUCACCUUUGAGCAGCGGUUGAAACUUUGGAUACAUGAAAGCCAUCUUUAUGUUCUUGAGAGUAGAAAACUGUUUUUAUACUUGUGAUUUGCUCUAUGGACAGCUGCUACUCUACUCAGAAAAAAAUGAAAUACUCUUUCAGAGUGAUUAUUAUUUGAAGAUUAAAACUUACACUACCAGAAGGUUACAAGAUUACAAAAACUUGUUGGGUUCAUCAUGACCCAGUUCACUACUUAUUAGGUUUUAGUUUAAUUCCUUAGGCACUCUCUUCCCUGUUUACUCAGCCUUGUACUCACAAGGGAGGCAGAAUGCUUAACACCUGAGUAUUGUGCCAGCAUACCUCUCAACCUCUUAGGGCAGGAAAUCUGGACAGAACUAUAAAUAAAAGUGGGACAAAGGCCCAAAAAUAGGGAUCAUUUUUAAAUAUUGCUCUUACAAAAUUAUAAA